This is a messenger RNA of Trypanosoma cruzi, 3249 nucleotides long. RefSeq lists its product as uncharacterized. Lineage: Eukaryota; Euglenozoa; Kinetoplastea; Trypanosomatida; Trypanosomatidae. Gene Ontology annotation, biological process: rescue of stalled cytosolic ribosome; ribosome-associated ubiquitin-dependent protein catabolic process. Gene Ontology annotation, molecular function: ribosomal large subunit binding; tRNA binding. Bases 1 to 3249 code for a protein of 1082 amino acids. The record is from RefSeq and is a predicted model, not a curated record. Gene Ontology annotation, cellular component: RQC complex. The transcript has a single exon.
AUGGUGAAGCAACGCAUGACGGCACUUGAUGUACGGGCUUCCGUGGAGGAGAUGCGGUCGGAGCUUCUCGGCCUACGCCUACUGAACGUAUAUGAUAUUAAUCCAAAGAUGUUUCUGUUUAAAUUUGGCCACGGCGAAAACAAACGGACACUUUUGCUUGAAAGUGGGAUACGGAUGCAUCUUACGCAACUUGUGCGAGAGAAGCCAAAAGUGCCUUCGCAGUUUACGCUUAAGCUCCGUAAACAUGUACGGGCAUGGCGGCUUGACUCCGUCACACAACUGCAGCAUGAUCGUACGGUAGACUUUCGCUUUGGUGUGGGCGAGGGUGCCUCCUAUCACAUUAUCAUUGAACUCUUUUCGAAGGGCAACGUUGUGUUAACCGACCACGAGUACCGCAUUUUGCUUCUCCUCCGCACACACAAGGAUGAUGAUAUCAAAAUGUUCGUGCGGGAGUUGUACCCCGUGACAAGGCCUUUUGAAGAACAGCAGGAGAAGGAGGUUAUGGCGCAAUCGGAGAGUGGAAAGGAGAAGGAGGAGGAGCAGCGGCGCACAAAAGCGCUACAGCAAGAAUGGCACACCGUCUUUGCUCGACAUGCGGACUAUGAGACCAUACGCUCUACACUUUCUGCUGUGCAUCACUUUGGACCUGCCCUUGCAGAUCACAUUUUGACCGUCACAGGAGUGAAGAAUGUGAAAAAGGGCGAGAUAACGUCGGACGCGGAGACGAUGUUUAAGCUGCUUCUACCUGGAAUGCUACAGGCAUGGGAGAUUACCUUCUCUCCUUUGCCUGGGGGCGGGUAUUUGAUUUCCAACCAUAGGCAGAGGAAAGAAUCUCGCAAAGGUGGCCAAGAAGCCUCAUCCAAAAUUGAAGAAGACAAGUCACAGGCUGAGGAGGAAAAGUCUAUGAAUGUCAACGUGGCUGACGAAUCACAACAGCAGAUGCAGGCUGUGAAGUAUGAUGACUUUAGUCCUGUUCUCCUUGCCCAGUACAGCAGUGACGGUGUGGUGACGUCCUUUUUAAAAAGUUUUGGUAGCGUAUGCGAUGCCUUCUUUCUCUACACAGAGACGGAAAAGAUUGAGCAACACAAUGAAAAGAAGACGACCUCCGUUAUAUCUAAGAGGAAUAAAUUUGAGCGGGAUCACCAGCGUCGUCUGAAUGCACUCGAAAUGGAAGAGCAAGAGAACCAACGUAAAGGGGAAUGUAUCAUUCAAAAUGCGGUAAAGAUUGACGAGGCGAUUGGGCUUAUUAACGGGGCACUUGCUGCGGGAAUUCAGUGGGAUGCGCUGCGCAGCCUAUUGAAGCGACGACAUGCGGAAGGACAUCCAGUGGCGUACAUGGUGCAUGAUCUCUUUCUUGAGCGCAACAGCAUCUCCGUGCUGGUGGAAUCCAAUGAGCAGGAGGAUGAAGGUGAGGAGGACUGCGAUGUGACACCGAUGGUCAUUGAAGUGGAACUUAGUAAAACGGCGUACGCCAACGCGACGACGUACUUUGCGAAAAUGAAAUCCAACCGUAUCAAGUACGAAAAAACCGUCGCUGCCACAGCAAAGGCCUUGGCGGGAGCCGAGAAGAAAGGGGAGCGUCUUGCAGCCAAGCAGAAGACAAAGAAGGCCAUUGUGAAGGAACGACGUCGCUUUUGGUGGGAGAAGUUCUCUUGGUUCCGAACCUCUUGUGGCGACUUUGUGCUGCAGGGGAAAGACCUACAGACGACGGAGAUUCUCAUACGACGUGUCAUGCAAUUGGGUGAUGUCUUUGUGCACUGCGACGUGGAUGGUGCACUCCCUUGUGUACUUCGGCCUAUUGGCUCUGCGUGGACCACCGCCUUUGUGGAGGAUGUAGAAGGCGAUCCUCAGGAGGGUUGUCAGGCAAAGACGUGUCGUAUACACAUGACAAGCCUUGAUGAAGCUGGUGCGUGGUGCGUGAGCCGCAGCUCUGCGUGGGAGGGUAAAUUCAGUGUUGCUGCCUGGUGGGUGCAUGCGUCACAGAUCAACGGAGGUACCGCCAGUGGCUGUUACCUUUUCGACGGGGAAAAGCACUACCUGCGACCACAGCCAAUCACAUUCGCAUGUGGACUUUUAUUCCGCGUUUCCACCCGCCGCAUUGAUCCUAACGACCGUGACGAGUUGCCAAACUUCAUAUCCGAAGGGGAACUUCGCCCACGGCAUUUGGAAGAGGAAGGGGAGGAGGGAGAAUACGGUGCAUUUCUUCCGCCUGAUAGCGCCACCACACUUCAUCCAUUGCCGUCCUUUUGGGAGCUGCGCGGACCGCGUCGUCAUCCACAGCCGCAGCAGCAACGUCAGGGGCGUCAGGCCGCUGAGGGGAAGGCCGCCCAGAAGGGGAUGACGGCUUCGAAAAAGACCACGUCAACCCCGUCAACAACAACAACAACAACAACAACACAAAAAGUAAUUGCUGGGGCCGAGCGAGGAGGAAAAGGGAGUGGUGCCGGUGGUGGCACCAGGGUUGCGUCUGCUCCCUCUCCACAAAAAAGCAUGCAGCAGCUGACAAAGCAUCAGCGGAAGAAGCUUAAGAAAAUUCAGGAGAAGUAUAAAGAUCAGGACGAGGAAGAUCGUCUGUAUGGCGCCCUUCUUAAUGGCAAUCAAAUGUCGAAGGUGCAGCUGGAGGUGCUGGCGCUUCAGCGGGAAAAGGAGAAGCGACAUGAGUUGUUUCCAUCAAAAGCAUUUGAGGAAAAAAACUUUGAUGAAAAGCGAGAAGAGGACGUUGAGGAAGUGACCGAAUUUAUUGAUGAAGAUAAGUCCGGGGAAACUAACAGCCAUAAUGAAUCUUCCAUUUCUUUGCUUCGUAACAACUCAGUUGAUGGGAAAGAGGGGCAUAAAGAGGAGGAGGAGGAGGAAGUGGAGAAUGAGAAACACAAUGCAGGUCAGCCGCAGUCAAAAACACGUGCGGUCGCGACUUCCGUAGAGGAGUCUUGCAUCGCAAACGACGAGGAACUUCGCCGCGAGUGGCAGUACUUUACAUCACAGCCAAAGCCGAUGGAUAACAUUGAGUAUGCCUUGGCUGUUUGUGCUCCAAUGAGUUGUGUAAUCUCAUACAAGUACCGUGCGGAACUGUCAUUUGGGAACGCUAAAAAAGGUCAGGUAACGACUAGUCUUCAGGGGCACUUUUUGGCAAUGACUAAAGGUGUUGAGAAUGCAUCUGAGGUACGUGCCGUGGAGUCGUUGGAUGCAAAUGUUGUGAUGGAACAGCUCCGCGGAAAUUUGAGGUGCCUCACGACGAGGCAGAAAAAAUAG